UCUGAAACAACAGAGGAUGAAGACCAAUUUGAGACCAAAGAAGAUGGUGGGGAUGUUGAGGACCAGGCUGUGCAUACAGUGAUGGACAAAUGUGCAGAAGAUGACAAUAGGACACAUGGACACGAGGAUCACUCCAGCACAACCAGGAGCCAGUCAGAGAAUUUUUCAAGAGAAUCUCCCCCAGAAGUCCUCCCACCUCCAUCACCGAGACUUGUCAAACGCCCCUCCACCUCUCCAAUGCCAAGUCGCUCUGGUUCCACUACACCUCUCAGCUUGCGGAAGAAAAUUGUUGUGCCAACUGAAUACCAAGACACAGUACCUGGGGAGUUUGAAGAAAAGGUUAAACAGCCAAAAUCCGUGUCCCAAAGCAGUAACUUGGACUCCCGACCACAGACUCCACUGAGCGAGUACUCUCGGAAAGAAUUUACUCUUAGACCAUCACCAAAGCUUACCAGGGCAAGCUCAAAGGUUUUUGAGAAAGUCCGUGGCUUAGAAGAGCGGAGACGAAGCCUUGAUAUUCCAGAAGGUUCCAUCUCGGGAAGAUCUUGGGCUGGGUUCAAUCUUGCUGGAUCUGUAGAUUCAGAUGAUGGAGGAAGCCGGUUGGGCAUCUCUAGAGAAAGUUCAAAGGAAGAUCUAAGGGAAGCUUUGAAAGAGGAUGCUGCUGAACGGAGAUCUAUGUUUAGACAGAGAGCUGCUUCACUGGAGGAGAAACCUCGCUACUCCCAAAAAGUUCAGGACAUUGAGAACAAGUUCACUGAAGAACUCCAGCGCAUUAAGAAACUUGUUGGUAAGCCUCAUCUGAAGAAGUCUUUUUCAACUGAACAGCUCACCCUGAAGAGCAAGCAGCGGCAGCCUCUCAGGAAAAUAGAACCUAUUCCUCCACAAGUCCUUCAAAAGCUCCAAGAAAGGGAACGUGCCCAGUGGGCAAAGGAACAGAGAGGAAAGGAACUAAGUCAGCAACCAAUGCAUCAACAACAGCAAACACAGCAAGAACAGCAUAAAUCCCUCCCCCAAAACACAGCAAGCACUGGUUCAACAACUUUAACUGUCAGUAGAUUUGGAGAAGUUGCAGGCACCCCAGAGUCCAUGCAGUUGUCUGACUUACCAGGACAACGAUCAGUGAGAGAAUUAAGCAGAGUCAGUCCAGUUACAGAAGUCAUUCAGAGAUCAUCAUCACCAGCGUUAUAUUAUCAACAAAGGGAAGAGUCACCAAGCCGAAAUGUUACUGAGAUGACAUUACGCAAGGUUGAACGUAGGCCACCAAGUCCACUUGUACAAAGGGUAUCUCGAAUGCAAGAAUCCCAGUACAUCCAAGAAUCUCCUGUGCAAACAGUACAAAAGGACGAGACUUUGGGGAGAAAGACACCUAUAGAACUAGUAUUACGAAAAAUUGAAAACAGACCUGAAAGUCCACUGGUACAAAAAAGAUCUGUCAUUGUACAAGAUCUUUCUCCUCCAAAACCCCCAAGGAUGUCACCAGUCACUCCCACGGAGGAGAAAAUGGAAGUGGAGCUUUCCAAACCAGCCUUAAAGAUAAGAAUCCCCGCAAUUGUUGUUGAAGAUGAAAAGAUGGAAGAAGAUGUUCCUGUGAAGACAAGUGAGCCUCAGCAGAUUAGUGCCAAAGAGGCACGACAGCAGAAGACUAAAGUAAAAAACCGUCGCCCUCGACCCCUGUCUCCAGAGUUAGAUUCUUCAGAUGAUUCUUAUGUGUCUGCUGAAGAGGACCCAAUGGAGGCCCCUGUGUUUGAGUUUCCCAUCCAGGACACUGUAGCAUCUGCCGGUGCAGAUGUGCUUCUAAAAUGUAUCAUUGCUGGCACUCCCAUUCCUGAAGUUACCUGGACGAAAGACAACACUGACAUCGCCAGCAUUGCAAAUUACACAGUCAAAGUGGAGGGUGAACGCCACAGUCUGCUCAUCAAAUCAGCUAGAAUAAGUGAUGGCGGAAAAUACUGUGUAACUGCUGUUAAUCAGGUGGGCAGAGCGACCAGCAGUGCCACCCUUACAGUUAAAGCAGAGGCUGUACAUGAGCCGAAGGGAAACCUGGGCUUGCCUAUGGAUAUCAGCAGUCCUAUUACAUCUGAUGAGGAGUAUCUCAGUCCCCUGGAGGAAGGCAUGGAUUUUGGAGGGCCAGAGCCAAGGCGAACUAUUGAUACUCGAUUCAGGAAACCCCCUGCAUUCCUGGUAACGACGACUGAUCAAGCUGUCAUUGAAGGACAGGAAGUCACAAUGUCUGUCCGAAUAAGUGGACAACCCAAACCCAUGCUCUAUUGGCUGAGGGACAGAGUUACGGUAAAAACAGGGCCACGUCACAUUGUACGUGAGACAGAAGAUGGCACUUUUGAAAUGACCAUCAAGUCAGCAGUGAGAUCAGACGCUGGGGUUUACACCUGUAAGAUCAUUAAUGAGUAUGGGACAAAGCAGUGUGAAGGAAAGCUGGAGGUAAAAGCGCCACCAGUUGAGCCAGGUCUGGCGGUCAUACGCCCGGUCAGGGACAUCACAGCCAAGGCUGGAGAGACAGUUAUGUUUGAGUGUCAUAUCAUCGGACCGAAGGACACCGACGUGGACUGGCUUGCAGAUGGUAAGCUGAUCCAGCCGGCAUUGCUCAACUGUAAGAUGCACUUUGAUGGAAGAAAAUGCCGGCUGCUGCUCAACUCUGUGCACGAGGAUGACAGCGGGACAUACAUGUGCAAGCUUAGCACAGCUAAAGAGGAAGUGACUUCAUGUGGCAAACUCAAAGUCAUCCCUUCGAUUGAACCUCUCUUCACUCGCAAGCUGGACGUUCUAGAAGUCAUUGAGGGGCGUAAUGCUCGAUUUGAUUGCAAAGUUAGUGGGACGCCAUCUCCUAAGGUCAUCUGGAGUCACUUUGAUCAUCCGCUCACAGAAAGUGAGGACAUUCGUAUUCUUCAGGAGGGCGGCCGCCACUCUCUCAUCAUUUCUCACGUGACCAAUGAGGACGAGGGUUUUUACACUGUUACGGCUCAUAACAGUCACGGUGAUGCAGAGACCUCCGCUGAACUUUACAUACAAGAGCCGCGGCCAGCCAUCUCCGCACAGAUGUCUAAACUGGAGAAGAUGCCAUCGAUCCCAGAGGAACCAGAGGUCCCAGAGAAUGAGGUGGAGCGCUUCACUAUGCCUGACUUCAUCAAACCCCUUUAUGACCUAGAUGUGAUCGAGGGAAAGGAGGCUGUGCUCAAAUGUAAAGUGGCUGGCUUGCCAUACCCCACCAUCGUUUGGUUCCACAACGGCAAAAAGAUUGAGAGCACAGAGGACAGAAAGAUGACACAGUUUCGUGACGUCCACAGCCUGGUCAUCCGCUCUGUGUGCCAUGCCCACGGUGGUGUCUACAAGAGUGUCAUCUCUAACAAAGUUGGCAAGGCCACCUGCUAUGCUCAUCUCUAUGUCACAGAUAUCCUUCCUGACCCUCCUGAUGGGACUCCAGUGAUAGAAUCCAUCACUGGUAAAACCAUCACCUUAAGCUGGAAGAAACCAAGAAGACUGGACCCUUCCAUUGAUCCCAGCUCCCUGAUGUAUGCCAUCCAACAACAAGCCCUGGGCUCCAUUCAGUGGACUAUCAUUGCUUCGGGCCUGAAGGAGACCACCUUCACUAUCACCACCCUCUCCAAAAAUGUGCGAUAUGCUUUCAGGGUCCUGACCAUUACUUCCAAAGCCUUCAGCAAGCCCUCACCUGCCACUGACCCAGUGCAGCUCCUGGACCGAGGUGCCUAUCUUCAGGAGGCUCCAGUGAUUAUAGAUAAGCCAGAAAUUGUUUAUGUGAUUGAAAACCAGUCAGUCACCAUCACUGUCACCCUUAAUCAUGUCAACGCUGCAGUCAUCUGGAAGAGGAGGGGAGUGGUCUUGGCCAACAAGCCAGGCCUGUACGAGAUGACAAUGCCAGAUGACGACCAGCACACACUGAAGCUGCUCAAAGUGAAGAGUGCUGACAUCGGAGAGAUGGGGUUUGUGGCCUCCAACAAGUAUGGCAGCGACAGCUGCACCUUCGACGUGGAGAUGGCAGCUCCACCGACAUUUGAAACUAUCAUGGAGGACUUAGACGUUUGUGCUGGGGAGACCCCUCGAUUUGCUGUGGUUGUGGAGGGCAAACCCAUUCCUGACAUCCUCUGGUUCAAGAAUGAUGUCCUGCUGUCGGAGAGCGGUCAUUACACAUUUGUGUAUGAUGAUAAUGAAUGUUCCUUGGUGGUCCUAAACGCUCGUCCGGAAGACUCUGGGGUUUACACCUGCACUGCUAGGAACUUGGCAGGAUCUGUGUCCUGUAAAGCUGAACUCACCAUUCAUGAAGCCAAACGUAAAGAAGAUCCAAUGGACGAUGAGGAGACUAUUCGAAGGAAAAUGCGCAGACUGACUGACCACUAUGACAUCCAUAAAGAAAUUGGAAGAGGUGCAUUUUCCUAUGUGAAACGUGUGACCCAGAAGGUAGGCAAACUGGAGUUUGCUGCAAAGUUCAUCUCCACACGGGCCAAGAAGAAGGCGUCUGCUCUUAAAGAGCUGAACCUGCUUUCCAAGCUGGACCACGAGAGAAUACUUUACUUCCAUGACGCCUUUGAGAAAAAGAAUGCAGUCAUCAUCAUUACUGAAAUAUGCCACGAGGAGAUGCUUGACAGAUUUACAAGGAAAUCUACAGUGAUGGAGUCUGAUGUACGUUCAUGUAUAAGACAACUGCUUGAGGGAGUGGAUUACCUUCAUCAUCUAAACAUCAUUCACCUGGACAUUAAGCCUGAUAACAUCCUCAUGUCAGACCCCCACAGUGAUCAGAUCCGACUCUGUGACUUUGGCAACGCAGUGGGGAUCACACCUGAUGAGGCUCAAUACUGCAAAUAUGGCACACCAGAAUUUGUGGCACCAGAAAUUGUCAAUCAGACCCCUGUGUCAAAAGCAUCAGACAUCUGGUCAAUAGGAGUGAUUGCAUAUCUGUGUCUGACAGGAGUUUCUCCAUUUGCUGGAGAGAAUGACCGAAGCUCCUUAAUGAACAUCAGAAACUAUAAUGUGGCCUUUGAGGAGAGCAUGUUCGCUGACCUUUGCAGAGAGGCUAAAGGGUUCAUCAUAAAGCUGCUGGUAGCAGACAGGCUGAGACCUGAUACUCAGGAAUGUCUCCGACACCCCUGGUUCAAGACACUUAGCAAGGGGAAGGCAAUGAGUACAGAGGCUCUGAGGAAGUUUAUAUCUCGCAGAAAAUGGCAGCGUUCACUAAUCAGCUAUAAAUCAAAAAUGGUCAUGAGGUCCAUACCCGAGUUGCUGAAUGAUUCCUCCAGCCAUAUCUCCAUUGCAGUUCCCAGGCACCUUAAAGAAGGUUCACCUUUGCCAUCAUCAUCCUCAGAUUCUGAUGAAGACAUUGAUGAACUGCCAUUUAUUCCAAUGCCCGUUAACAUGGAAUUCUCUGGAUCAAGGAUGUCAUUGAAUGACAUCCAGACCAAUGAGCAGGAAACAGGAAAUCAGGAUGGAACAAGUAAAUGGUCUGGGUCUUCUGUUCAAGCCCAGGAAGCAAUGGAGUGUGACCCUAAACAAUUGGAUAAAGAAGGGAUUGAAUUAACAGGUAAAGGCCGUCUGCGUAUAAGAUUGUCGCAAGACAAUGACAGGGGUUCGUCAGAUGAAGAACCACCUGCUGAACUGCCGCAAAAGUCAGAGCUGACCAGAAAACCCCUGCGAAGAGGAUCAAGUAUGGAGUCAGACAAACCAGAAGGUGGACGCCGAAGAGGAGAGCUAAGACGUGGAGGCUCAGCUGACAGUGCGUUGCUGCUAAGGAUUCCACUUGAGGAAGGAGCUGAAGAAGGAAACCAAGAGGAUGGCAGGAGAGUUCUCAAGAAAGCUGUCUCUAUGGAGCUACCAAGGAGAAGCACCAGUCCAGGAACUGCCAAGAUGAGUCAAGAAGAUUAUGCUCUUAAACUAGAGCUGAUGAGACAACGACUGCUACGCGGGGGCUCUGUGGACAACAAGAUGAGUGGACUGAGAGGACCCCUGUUAGAAACUUUAGGAAUGGGAGAUGAAAAACGUGCAAUAUCCUCAGAUCGCUACUCUCGUACUGCUCGUUUGGGCCCACCUCCACUGACUAGAGCUGCAUCCAGCGAUUCCGCACGGGACGAAGUUCCCAAACCCAAAGUUUUGCGCAAAACAGCUUCUUUCAGUCAAGGUGAUUCAGAACCCAUAGCUUUACACCGCCGGUCAGGAGCUCCUUUGGAGAUUCCCUUGGCACAGAUAGAAGAAAGAAGGCUCAAGGAGGCUAUAUCUAUGUCAGCGCUCACUGAGCAAACCAAGCUAGAUUCCCGUCCAGUGACUCCCAGGGACCCUUCACCAAAACUGCCAACACCAGAGUCUGUUGUGCGGGAAAGUCCAACCAAAGCAGAAAGCGAGGAAUCAUUCAUGGAAAAAGAGAUUAAACCUGACACUGAGUCUAUGAAUGAAAAGAUGGAUGGGUUGACUACAGAUAGUAACUUUGAUGAGAGAUCAAGCACAAGUGGAUUCUCAGAGAAGGACAUGAGCAUUUCAGAAGAACCAAUGAUUGAAUCAGAGUAUAUGGGCCAGGGAAUUCCUACACCUCCUCUUGUGGUCCAAAGCUCCAAACUAGAAGAAAAGAUGGAGGAAGAAGAAGAAAAAGAACAAGAAGAAAAAGAAGAGCUUAUGAAAGAAGAGGAAAGAAUUGUCUGUGUUGCUGAAUCAAAUGCUAAAGAGAAUGUAGAAGUUUCUGAAGAAAAGUUAGAAGAAGAAGUAAAUAUGCCUGCUAAAUCUUCUGAUAUGAUCAUAACCACAAGCUCAGUUAUGGUGAAACCAACACAAGAAUAUUCCCAUCCCCCAGCAAAUGUUGUGUCAACUUAUGUAACACCCUCGCUUCCUGCUCGAGUUGUUCUUCCAGAUGGAAGGACUUCAGCAUAUGCAAGUAUUAUGCAGACCAUUAUGGUUCCUUCAGUUCAGCCUUUCAAUGAGGAAACUUUAGGCCCCUCUACACCUGUUGUUGUUCCAGCCACCUCAUCAUCCUCCGUAUCAACUGAAACAUUUUUACCCACAUCUUCACCUGCCAGCAUGUCCUCUGCUUUACCUGGUUCAAAGCCCGCCAUCAUGUCAACCACCGAGCACCCUGCUGUAUACUCCAGGGUAGCUUCCCCAGAAAUGAUCACAAAAGAACCCAGUCCACCAAAAACUACCACACAUUCCUCAUCCCAUCAACAGCUCUCGGAAGGAGUUGACUUAGAGGACAUUACCUCUGAAGAGGUCUUUGAGGCACGCUUCAAAAAACGUGAGUCUUCCCUCUCAAGAAGUCUAAAAUUUCUGUCCCGGUCAAAGAAUGAGGACAAAUCUCAAGCGACUUCAUCAGACUCAACAGAGUCAGGUGAAGACAUAUACAGACCUGGGCCAAUUGGUGCACCAUUGGAAUUAGCACCAAGGAGACUUGAGGAAAAGUCCAAGUCGGUCCAGGACCUUCGUGAAGCUCAAAAGGACCAAGGCUUUAUGAGAAGGCUCUCUAUGCGCCUGAAGAGAACUCCAUCAGCCGAGCGCAAGGAUGACACGACCAAAGAAGAAGAUUCAGUUGCUUCAAGGCGUAGGCUCUCUUGGACUCUCGGCCGGAGAGGAUCACAGGACAAGAAGGAAGUAGAGAUGAUGCGCAUGGAUGGCGGAGGUGAUACGUUGGUGGAACAAGAUGAAAAGGAGCUUAAGAAACCUAAUGAAUCACCGGUCUUGGCAAUGCGUAGAAAGAUUGAAUCAACAGUGGCUGGGAUCUCCACAAGAAUUCGCAGCUUCUCAGAGGAGCGGAGAGCAUCAGAGGAAAAGGAACCCAAGAGGACACCCAUUCUUUCCAUGCUUCGUCGUUCAACAUCAGAGAGCCGUGCCAUGAAGGUUGCCAGUGUUCCUCAGAACCAGCUGGCAUCUCAGGCCAGUAAUGGUGCCUCAUCAGAGUCUAUAGACUCCAUGUCCAGCCUAAAGUCAGAUAUAUCAAAGGGUCUGGAAGGUGAGCGCAGAUCUCGCUGGGACCGGUGGGGCCUGACGAGAGGGAAGCGAGACAAAACAGUAUCACAGCCUGACAUACCAAGUGCAAUCUCCAGAGAAAAUAGUUCCCUACGUUCACGCCAGUACUCCAGACUGGCUUCUGAUUUCCCUCCAGUAUUCCACAUUAAGCUGAGAGAUCAUGUCCUGCUAGAGGGGGAUCCAGUCACACUCAGCUGUCUGCCAGCAGGCAGCCCCCACCCAAACAUCACCUGGAUGAAAGAUAAGAAGCCCCUGGAGAUUGAUGCCAGGAUGAACAUGAUAGCCUGCCCUGAUGGCCGGCAGCUACUGAUGAUCAUGCAGACCACCAAAAAAGAUGCAGGGGUCUAUGAAUGUGUUGCUACAAACCCCCUGGCCUCUGUGUCCAGCUCUUGCACAAUAUCUCUUGCUCGUCUGCCCAAUCGUCCUGGAACCCCUGAAAUACCUCAGAAGUACAACAACACAGCCUUGGUACUGUGGAGGCCCUCAGACACCAUGGCCCCCUGCACAUACUCUCUGGAGAGGAGAGCAGAGGGUGAGACCAACUGGUUGAUUGUGGCUACAGGAGUGGCAGACUGUUAUUACAAUGUGGUUGACUUGCCAGCAGGGGGCUCCUUCAGGUUUAGGGUGGCAUGUGUCAAUAAAGCCGGCCAGGGCCCCUACAGCAACCUCUCAGAAGUGGUGAGCCUUGAUGUUUCAGAACCGGCUAAAUCCAGUGCUACUGUGGUGGUCAAGACUGUCCCUGCAACUACUCCUCCCCCCCCUGUGGUGAUGAUGUCAUCCAUGAAAGUGCCUCCCAUUAAACCAGCUCCCAGUAAAUCCACUACAGGAACACCUGUCCCUCCCUCGACUUCAUCGCCUGCUCCAUCUGUGGCUGAAUCUGCUUCUCCAGCAACCAUCAAACCCACUGUGCAGGUUGAUGCUAGCCGUCCUGCGGUUACUCCGCCCGCAACUGCAGCCCCUUCCGAAAAGGCUCCUGUUCAGAUAACCACAGCAGCCCAAGCCACGCCAGGCAAAGCCAAGACCACCCUUAGCAUCAGUGUCAGCAAACCCCAAGCCAAACUGGCACCUCCCCCUGUUGUCCCACCCAAACCUCAGAGUCCUGUAAAUGCAGUCCCCACCAUAACCAACAAACCGCCUUCUCCUGUGCCACCACCUGCACGUGUCAUCGGGAAACCUAUUUCAUCUGUUCCCAUGUACGUGCCAGCUGCGACCAUUCGUGUUACUCCGCCUUCUGAAUCUAGUUCCACCCCGACAACCACCACCCCUUCAGUCGCUCCUGUGACUGUCUCACCUCCCGUGGUGGUGGUGCAGAGCUUGACACCAGUGCUGCAGGCUGGGGACAGCCGGAGUACCCCAUCUGGACGGGUCACACCAUCGGGACGGGCCACACCUUCGGGACGCAGGACGCCGUUGGGCAAGCCUGGGGAGGGAUCUCUGCGCCAGGGAGUUCCACAGAAGCCUUACACCUUCAUGGAUGAGAAAGCAAGGGGUCGGUUUGGUGUGAUCCGUGAGUGCCGGGAAAACGCCACAGGUAACCUCUUUAUGGCCAAGAUUGUUCCAUAUGAGGCCGACAGCAAGCAGGAGGUGCUGCAGGAAUACGACAUCCUCAAGUCACUCCAUCAUGAAAGGGUCAUGGCUCUGCAUGAAGCGUAUGUCACACCGCGCUACCUGGUGCUUAUCUCUGAGUACUGCAGUGGGAAGGAGCUGCUCUUCAGCCUCAUAGACAGAUUCCGUUACUCAGAGGAUGAUGUGGUGACCUACAUUGUGCAGAUCCUCCAGGGUCUGGACUAUCUCCAUAACCGACGCAUCCUCCACCUGGACAUCAAGCCAGAGAACGUCAUCGUCACCUACAUGAACGUCAUCAAGAUCAUUGACUUUGGCAGUGCUCAGACUUACAACCCUCUCUUCCUCAAGCAGUUUAGCCCUCCUAUUGGAACACUGGAGUAUAUGUCUCCUGAGAUGUUGAAAGGGGAUGUUGUAGGCCCUCCAGCUGACAUCUGGAGCGUGGGCGUACUGACUUUCAUCAUGUUGAGCGGCAGGUCGCCUUUCAUGGAGAAUGAUCCUCAGGAGACUGAAGCCAGGAUCCAGGCGGCAAAGUUUGACCUCUCUAAACUCUACCAGAAUGUGUCCCAAAGUGCCUCUCUGUUUCUUAAAAAGAUCCUCUGUAGCUACCCUUGGGCCCGUCCCUCAAUUAAGGACUGCUUCAAUAACUCCUGGCUUCAAGAUGCCUACCUGAUGCGCCUUCGUAGGCAGACCCUCACCUUUACAACCACCCGUCUCAAGGAAUUCUUGGCUGACCAGCAGCGGAGGCGAGAGCAGGUGGCCACCAAGCACAAAGUUCUCCUGCGGUCCUACCAGAGCUCGCCACAAACCCCCACCAGCCCCGCCAAGCCAAAUGUGCCAAUUUCAUCGACCACACCUGUCGCACAGUGAAAACAGGCUUCCAAACACCUGUCGAUGGGACUUAAAGGGAAGGGGGGAUUUCCUCAGACAAGACUUUGGGCUGCAGGGUGGGGUGGUCCCUUCAGGUUUGAGUUGUUGAACUCAAGAAAUCUACAGAGACAUCACUUCUUUUUCUUUUCUGGUUCUGAAAGAGAAUCUAAAAGACUGUUUUCAGACUGGUGGGAACUCUUACAAGUUACAAGAGCCUGACUGCAUUUUUUAUAUGGUGGACCUUGUUCAUACAAGGCAGGAUGUUGUCUUCAAGUUAGUACCUCAAGGUUUGUAACUUUGCAUACAUUUUGGAUAAAUUACUUCCUUUCUUACUGUAAACUUUACAAUGAUUAGAGGGGACACGUGCUAACACGUUGUAGUAACCCACCAUGGAAGGCCUAAAAUUGCUGUCGAGUUAAAAACAUUGUUUUAUUUAAGCACAAGGUAUCCAAGUAAGAUUCCAAAAGUAAUGAAUGCACAAUUUCAGAAGUGCUAACACAACUCUACUAUGUCAUGCAAAUGGUAAAUAUUGUUCUCCAUAAACGUAAGCCAACUUUACUGUAAUUAAAUCAGUGUUAUAUGCUACGUUGCCAGAGUUUUUAUACUGCUGUAGCAUCUCAAGGAUUGGCAAGAUUGUAGCAGUACCAUAAACUUUUUUUUUUUGAGUUUUUAAAAUUGAGGUCAGAGGAUACAAUGGAGGAUGCUCCAGAAGGGCUAUAAGAAAAAGGACUCUUACAAUCAGCACACAUUUCUUCCCCAAUGUAAAUAGGAUAGUAAUAAUUCUCCCAUUCUCAAAAUCAGAAUUCAUUUGUUUGAAAUUUUUAUUAGAUCAUGAUUUUUUGCCCCAAUGAAUGACACGGACAGCACAAGUGACUCCAUGCAGGACUGUCACUGUGCUGGAGCUUUGCAAGCACUAGUUCCUUCACCACAAAUAAGCUAAGAACCACCCCAUUGGCUUCCAGGUAAACUCUUCCGCUCAGCCAAGUGUAACGGAUCCAGUCAUGCAGAGAUAUUCACACUCCUCUCUGAGUUUUCUAAAAUGAGGUUGACAAUUUUGCUGAGUCAGUCAGUCAAUGUAUUCUUAGCCUGUGCGUUCAGAACUUUGCAUGAGACACAAGACGCUCAUUAAAAGUAAGAAUAUUCAGGGUGAAACUCAAUUGCUUUAGAAAUCCACUGGUGAUAUUGGGGUUCCUCCAAGUGCCCUUAACCAGUAAGCAUUAAUCAGCAUAAAAAUAGCCUCUACAAUUCAUUAAGAAAGGAUGUUUAUGAAGACGUUGUUGAGUGUAUUAGUUCUUAUUUUAGCUGUAAUUUUAAAUUGCUAACAGCUACUGCUUGGGAAAAAAAGGGUUUGCUUUAUAAGGAUUUUUAUAAAUAGCAGUUUUUAAAUGGCAGAACUGUUUAUAAAUAAAGCUAAGUAAGAUUUGAAAGGGUUAUAAUUAGCAUUAUAUUUUACAUAAAUUAUUAUUUAAUUUAAUUAAGUGUUGACCAAAGGGUUUCCAGCCCUUACAAGCUUACAAGACACUGCACACAGUGAUCAAAACAUAAAUUCAAAUCAUAUGCGGCAUUGCAGCCCCUGCGGACAUGAAAUCAUCUCUUUGUUCAUGAUCACAAGAAUGUAAAUCAGAGGAUACAUGCCUCCUAAAGUAGUUGAUUUUUAAACCCUUGCAAAAUGGGUACAGUAAACCUCGUUUUUUCACUCUGGUUUGAGGCACAUAAAACAUAUAACUUGUCCUCUUCAGCGUCAGUAUUGACGACUGCAAUUGGACACAUUCUCACAUUUGUCCCUUGGUUAUAUUGAAAGUAGAAUAUGACUUGAAUAACAACUAAUAUGAGAAACAACUAUUUGGUUUACAGUAUAGUCUAUUUCCAAACGUAUUGUUAAUAUCCUCUUUUGCCCAAGCAAGGUUCAUCCUUAAUAUUUAAUAGUCCACCGUCCCGCAUACUAUACUACCAUAGAGUAAAUUCCUGUAGAUUUACUUUAUCAUUACACUGAUCAUAAAUCAGUGAUACAUCGAUCAUUUGAUCUAUCCUCAUUAUUUUAAAUAAUAAAUAAAUGGCUGUGUUGUUUUGUUUCUUUGAUAUUGCUUUGCCUUGUCAGGGCAAAUUCAGUUUGAAGACCAGCAUGGGAAACAUUUGCACAAAUCAUUUGAUCAUUUUGCUGUCACAUGUAUUGAUAUCAAGCACAGAUUUGCUCACUUGACCCGCAAAGUGUUAUUUCUGUGACAGAUUGGAUUCAUUUAAUAGAAGGCUGAGCCACAUUCAGCACACUCAUGAGUUGUUUUAAUAUGUGCAUUGACUGACAGAGAUCGUUGGUAAUUGUAUGAAAUUAUUUUACUAGUUCUAUAUAUUCUGAUGCUAUUGCUAGAUAAAUACUGCCCUUUUUCUGCAGCUCGUUGUCUUUGUGGCUCAGUCAGGUUCCUAUGCAGAGUAGAAGUUAAUCACAGAGGGAGCUGUUUUGAACCUGUAUGAAAACAUGCAAGAUCAGCAUGAGAGUGCAAUGUCAAUUCUACACAUCUGUGCAAUAUAUUAUGUGCUUUAAUCAUACAAAAUGAAAUACAAACAGGGUUUUGAAAAAGAUGUUGAAUGCUCCACAUUUUGUAUUAAAAUCCUAUGCCGUAUUUUUGUGGAAUGUGUUGCAGUGCCUCGUGAUGGAUAUUAGACCCACAGAGAAAAUUGUUUGUUAAAUGAAUGACACGUGUGUGUUUCGCAAUUUGAUUAUUUAUUGAGUGACUGUAUUUGUUAUAGCUUCCGCUUUUUAUUUUGUGAAAUUUCUGAAUCUGGCAUGGAAAAGGCAUGACAGCUGUCAAGGCUAUAAACAAUAAAGGACAUAUAUGAAUAAAA
Molecule: messenger RNA, 13245 nt
Organism: Micropterus dolomieu (smallmouth bass)
Lineage: Eukaryota; Metazoa; Chordata; Actinopteri; Centrarchiformes; Centrarchidae
Gene: spegb
Product: striated muscle enriched protein kinase b
Exons: 40
Coding region: 82-10404 (3440 amino acids)
Biological process (GO): protein phosphorylation
Molecular function (GO): protein kinase activity; ATP binding; protein binding
Source: RefSeq, a predicted model, not a curated record